UUAGUUCGUAUAUCUGACCACUUCAGGAUCAUUUAAAAGGAAGAACGUUAAACAUUAGCAACACUGGAUAAUACGAAAUCCUUUUGAGUCGAAGCACUCUUGACUGUCUUUCAGAAAGAAGAACUGAAAGGAAGCUCCUUCUGCUGAACUAACCAUGGUUGGUACAGGUGGUCCAGUGGCCACAUUUUCUGUGUGGGAUUAUGUGGUGUUCGCUGGAAUCAUUGUGGGUGCAGCUGGCAUUGGCCUUUUCCAGGCCACCAGAGGCCGAAAGGAGACCAGCAGCGCCGAGUUCUUGCUCGGUGGACGGCAAAUGACAGCUGUGCCAGUUGCUAUGUCGCUAACGGCCAGCUUCAUGUCUGGCAUCACAGUCAUUGGCACACCGGCGGAGGCCUACAGAUUUGGAGCUGCCUUCUGGCUCUUCGGCAUCUCCUAUGCCAUCAUGUCUGCCGUCAGUGCUGAAAUCUUUGUCCCACUUUUCUACAGACUGGGGAUCACCAGUGCCUAUGAGUACCUGGAGAUGCGCUUCAGCCGGCCCAUUCGGGUAAUUGGAACGUCGAUGUACAUUGUACAGACGGCCCUGUACACUGGUUUGGUCAUCUACGCUCCAGCUCUUGCUCUAAAUCAAAUCACAGGACUUAACCUGUGGGGAGUGCUGGUGGCUACAGGAGCAGUGUGCAUCAUCUACUGCACUUUGGGCGGACUGAAAGCAGUAAUCUGGACAGACGUACUGCAGAUGGUGGUCAUGCUGGCAGGUUUUGUGGCUGUUAUAGCUCGAGGAGCUGUACUGCAGGGAGGCCUGGCGAAGAUUUGGGAAGAUGCAGAACAAGGAGGCCGACUAGAGGUGUUUGAUUUUGACCCAGAUCCUCUGAAGCGACAUACCUUCUGGACUAUCACAGUCGGUGGCAGCGUGAUGUGGGCAUCUAUCUAUUCAAUCAACCAGUCCCAGGUGCAGCGCUACAUCUCCUGCAAAACUCUGGGACAUGCCAAGAUGGCUCUGUAUGUGAACAUGGUAGGCCUGUGGAUAACUGUGAGUCUGGCUGUGUUUUCUGGUCUCACCAUGUUCUCAAUCUACAAGAAUUGUGACCCACUUACAAAUGGUGAUGUGGGCACCCCUGACCAGCUGCUGCCCUACCUUGUCAUGGAUAUUUUGGCAGUUUACCCUGGAAUCCCAGGCUUAUUUGUGGCUGCUGCAUACAGUGGUACCCUUAGCACAGUGUCCUCCAGCAUUAAUGCUCUCGUCGCUGUCACAGUGGAAGACUUUAUUCUUCCACUGGGCAAAAACCUCACAGAGAAACAGAUGACCUGGAUGAACAUGGGCCUGAGUGUAUUCUUUGGUGCACUUUGUAUUGGGAUGGCUGGAGUUGCUUCACUGAUGGGAAGCAUUUUGCAGGCAGCUCUGUCCAUAUUUGGGAUGAUCAGCGGGCCUCUUCUUGGUCUUUACCUAUUAGGCAUGCUAUUCCGCACAUCAAAUUCAACAGGGGGACUUGUUGGAUUGAUCAUUGGUCUGGUAUUGACUUUGUGGGUGGGAAUUGGAGGCCAGAUUUAUCCACCGCCAGCUGAAAAGACAAAUCCUCUCCAUCUCAGCACUGUAGACUGCAACAGCACAAUGGGCCAAACCUACACAACACCAGCCUCGUGGACAAGUCCAGUGACUCUGACCCCACAGCCUGAUGUCAGGCCCCCCCUGGCAGACUCCUGGUACUCUCUGUCAUACGUCUACUUAGCUCUCUUUGGUUCACUGACCACGAUCGUGUCUGGACUGCUCGUGAGCGUGAUCACAGGUGGAUGCAAGCAAGAAAAAACCAACCCUGAUCUGUUUGUGAGAUCGAGUGAUCUGAUCUGCUUCAGCUGGUGUCAUAAAUCCAAGGCAUCAGAUGUCACAGAGAAGGCUGACUUUCACAUGGAAGCUGACAACCCAACAUUCAAAGACUCUGACAUCAUGAGUAAUGAUGUUGAAAAAGCAACCAAACUAUAAAGUGACUAUAUCAGUUAUUUUUUUUUAUAAACACAUAAAUGCCACACUUGUUUGCUGCUACAUCACUGUAAUGUAUUUUGUUUGCAAAAACACGUAAUUGUAAAUCUAUGUAUGUACCUACUUAAGUUGAUAAAAAGUAGGAAUUUUAUAUAUCACGCUAAAAUUGAGAUGCAAAAUAGGUUUGAUUCCACCUUAAGAAACACCAUGACAACCAGUGACAAAUCUGGGCAAAAGCAAAACUGCACUUUAAAAGGAUGUAAUUAAAAUUCCA
This is a messenger RNA of Scatophagus argus, 2246 nucleotides long. It is a transcript of the gene slc5a8l, whose product is annotated as solute carrier family 5 member 8, like. The transcript has 15 exons. Gene Ontology annotation, biological process: sodium ion transport; propanoate transmembrane transport. Bases 155 to 1975 code for a protein of 606 amino acids. Lineage: Eukaryota; Metazoa; Chordata; Actinopteri; Scatophagidae. Gene Ontology annotation, cellular component: membrane. Gene Ontology annotation, molecular function: organic acid:sodium symporter activity. The record is from RefSeq and is a predicted model, not a curated record.